This is a messenger RNA of Orbicella faveolata, 990 nucleotides long. Its product is annotated as melanocyte-stimulating hormone receptor-like. The record is from RefSeq and is a predicted model, not a curated record. Gene Ontology annotation, biological process: G protein-coupled receptor signaling pathway. NCBI's taxonomy places the organism in Eukaryota, Metazoa, Cnidaria, Anthozoa, Scleractinia, Merulinidae. Gene Ontology annotation, molecular function: G protein-coupled receptor activity. Gene Ontology annotation, cellular component: membrane.
AAAACAAACGGGUUAUGUUUCACUGUUCUAAAGAAAAAAAGAUGGCGGUGGCAAUUUACAAUGAUGAGCCUCAAAACGUAACCUUCGAAUCAGAUAAAGUUGAAGAUCCGCUCUAUUCUGCUCUCCUCGCUAAUGCAAUCUUUAAUGGUUGUCUCUGCUAUACCACCAUUAUGCUGAACAUUGUAACAAUCUACGCUUUGCGAAAUACAUCGACACUAUCAAGCACUUUGAAAACAUUACUCCUAAACCUCGCUGUUGCCGAUCUUGGUAUCGGUUUUCUAGGCCAACCUUUAGAAGUCGUUUACCUGACGGAGUUACUACGAUGGAAUCGAUCAAGUCCUUCUACAGAUAGAGCUUCUGCUGUUGUUUUGAGCGUUUUUUAUUUGUCUUCAUUGUGUAGUAUUAUGGCCAUCAGUGCAGAUAGAUUUAUUGCCAUUCAGAUGCCACUGCGAUAUGAAGAUCUGGUGACUCGCAGAAGAGUCGCUGCAGUCGUUAUCACAAUAUGGCUAUUUAGCGCACUGAUCAGUCCCUGCUCAGUGUUUCUACUAACAACGAAUACCACGUUUGCAUUUCUUGUCAUCAUGGAAUCCAUUUUCUUUCUUGCUACAACACUGCUUCAUUACCAGAUAUAUUUGACAAUAAGACGCCACAAAGAACAAAUACAGUCUCAAAUGCAACAGCUUGCGGAAAAUAACGACCUGGCAAAUUCGACAAGAAUCACAAAAUCUGCAAAUAGGACAUUUUGCAUUUAUCUCCUUUUCUGGGUUUGUUAUCUACCUCAUCUUUUCGUUUCGAUUGCUCGUCGCAUACACGGAAAUGAAAGUGUAACUAUAAACGUAUUGUACGUAUUUUCGGAAACUCUUGUUCUCCUCAAUUCAUCCCUCAAUCCAGUCAUUUACUGUUGGAAAAUGAGACAGAUUCGACAGACGAUAUUGAACAUUCUUCGAAAAAUGUCUCGAUGUUAUACCAGAGGUUAAAAUAUAGUUAUUC